GUAUAAGAUAGUUGGGAUGGAAUUCACAGGUAAAUUGUGUCUAUAAAUAGCUGGUGCUUUGGACUGUCACUUGCUGUUACCUGAGCUCUAUAAUUUGGCACCCCAGGCAAAAGUGGUGGAAUUUUUCACGACACUUGAAUACAGGACACUGUCUUUAGCAGUUUAGCAGCCAGCAUUGAAUACAAUAGUUGAGAUUAAUUCUUAGAGAUUGAAUUGAAGAAUUGUAAAUCUGAUUAUUGAAAAAAGGACAGGAUUUUUCAAGACUUGAGUCUGAUAAGAGACAAUUUUGGGGUUUUAAGAGCCCAGGAGUGGAAAAGGCAGAUAAAAGAAAACUGCAGGCAUGCAGAUAUGUGACAUUUCCUUCACGACUUCAGAUUUCUCAAGUUUGUGUUUUCUUCUUUUAGCAGGCGGGGCCUAGCUGUAUAAUCAUCGCAACAUGUCUGAUGGUGCCACAAAACUUGAUGAUGAUGGCAGUGUGCAGUCAGGCAUAAAACGAGCAGGACGCACCAGAAUCUGCAAACAGUGCAAAUACACCACUACUGAUGUGCGUGAAUUUUCUAAUCAUCGACUUCACGCUCAUGCUGAUGAAAAUAACGACGAAAGUAAGACUGUGACUCGUAAAACCAAUUUGAGGAGAAAAUCGUCUGCUGCAAGUGAAAAAUCUAUCGUGACACCUACCGAAGUUGACUUUGAAAAGGAUUUAUUGAAAGAGGAUAAUAAAUCCACAAAAACUGACUUUGACAUAUCAGUUGAACAAAAACAAACAAUGGCUAGUGAACAAAUUUCACCAGAAUUACUGAGCAGUUUAGCGUUAGCUCCACGAAAGACCUCUGUAAAUGACUCGAAUAAUGAGUCAAUGGAGCGAGCCACUAUUGAGAAUAUGAAUGGAGUUGGAGAAGAAGUCUUGAUGGAGAAAGACGAUGAUCAAGACGAUGAGCCUAGACUCAUUAUUGCAGACGCAAGUGAAAAUGGUGACAUUGCCGAAAGUGAACUGAACAAUUCAGAUGGACUUGCCCCUAGUCGUAGUGGAAAUAUUCAAAACAGAAAUUACCUCUGCGGAAAUUGUGAUUAUAGCACUACUAGUGCUAAAACAUUUCUUCACCAUCAGCGUGAUGUUCACAAUUCUGGAAUAGCUAUUUACGAAUGUGACUUUUGUGACUACGCCACAAAAUAUAAGCAGAAACUUCCACGUCAUCGCCGCCUGCAUUUCUUUGGCAAAGAUGGCUUACAGGAGUCUGACUUAGAAAGCAGUCUAACUGAUAGAGAACUUAGAGAACAUAUGAACAAUACUAGUGUUAACAUGGAACUGUUGAAUGGUGAAGAAGACUUAGAUGAUGAUGCUGAGAUGUAUGAUGAAGAUGAUGAGGAUAUGGUUACAUUGUCAUCUCGUGAAGAACAGGUUGCAACCCCUGGUGGGUCCAUUGUGGGUGAUGUUAAGAAAAAGAGGAUCAGACAGGAAGUUGAUCCAUUAAAAUACUAUGAAGUUGUUGACGACGUUGGCGUGAAGUAUGCCUGUUCUAAAUGUGGCAAUGUGUACAAAUGGCGAAAGUCCUUGAACAAACACUGGAAAGAGAAGCAUUGUGGGGAGACGCCAGAUCUCACAAAACCUCCUGCAACUCUGCAGAAUUACACACUAUAUUCCCGCUACAAGGCCAAGUAUGGGGGCCAGCCACCCCCACCUGCAGCCCCAAAUGUUGUGUAUGGGGCAGCAGCAGCACCCCCUGCCAACCAGAUCAAACACCGGGGAACACCAACAUCCAGUCACAGUGGUUCGAGUCGCCUUGACGAGGAUCAACUCCAAUCAUUUCAGUCAGUCUCUAGUCUGUCCAAUGUUGUCAUGCCUCGAAAGAUUGGUCCAUUCAUUGGAGGUACCAACUCCAACAACAAUUCCAUGUUCAACCCAGCAGUCACUCUUGCCAGUCUUGCCAAGGGCUCGCCAAGGACUGCUGAAAGCCACCACGAUGUUCGACACAUGAUGCAUGAAUCCAUGGAAGCCAGCCGAGAGAAGGCGAAACUCAUCGAAAGAGCUCGAGAGAUGUUUAGCCAGCAAAGUAAAUCAAUGACAGCAGGAGAUGCCCAACAGAUGGAACCCCUAGAUUUUUCCAAGAAGUCAUCAGACUCCAGCAGCAAAUCCGAGACAAGCGCUAGGUCUGAGCAUUCCUGGGGCGAUAACAAUAGUGAGAGCGACAGUCUAACAGAGAUGCCUAUAUCAAUGAUGGUAUCUCAGGCCAACAAUCAGAUUGCUGCUGCCAUGAAGCAAAGCCAAGCUAUGGAAGUUGAUUCUUCAGUUCUGCAAUGUGGAAAGUGCAACUUCACUGCUAAGACACUCACUGAUUAUAGUUCACACAUGACCCUGCAUCUGAACAAACGUGCAUUCAAGUGUGCUGAAUGCCAUGCUCAUUUUACGGGUAUUGAAGAGCUGAACCAGCAUUUCCUUGACAGCCAUUCUGAGAAGAUUCAGGAACACAAGGAAGCCAUUCAGAAGAUUCCCCAUGGACUACAGCAGACAUACCAUUUGCUGAGAAUGCCACUAGACUCCAUCUCCAAUCUUUCUUCACAAGAACUGGCAUCCAAUGAACCGAAGCAGCUUAAAUGCAACAUGUGCAGCUUUGUCGCUAAAUGGCCAGCAGAGCUUCAGAAGCACGCUGUCUCACACUCAGAAGAGCGUCCGUUUGUUUGCAUGGUCUGCGGGUCAACAUACAAAUGGAAAUGGGACUUGGUAAAACACUUUGAGAAAAGCCACAGUUCCCUACCUAAUCCCUACAAGCGGCGCGAAGGCGGUGGGGUAAUGGCUGCCAACUCACCAGCCACCCCUCCCCCAGAUAUGAUGUCUACCCCAAAGCAGGAACCACCCAUGAUGAUUGACAUAGCUGCAAUGCAGGCUGGGUAUGCUGAUAAUGAAAUGCCCCCUGCUAAGAAACGCCGUCUCUCAGAGUCUGAGAUGCAACAAGGUACUGAACAUUACUUCAGAGAACUUGUGGAGAGGCAGAUGCAAGCUAGGCAUGAACUUGGUCAGCUUGAGCUACCUCCUCAUCUUAAAAUGCAUAUGCAAAACAGAGGUGCGUUUUCCGACCCCAUGCCCAAGCUGAGGAAUGAAGUGAUGAGAGAUGAGCUUGAAAACCAGACGCCUAAGAGGAAUGUUCAUGAAGCCCUGAAACAGAGACUUAACAACGGCAACAACAAGAUGGACAUUAUAACUCCUUCCCCGCCUUCUUCACUCAAAGUUGAAAAGAAGACUGACAGUAAGGGCAACGAGGUGAUGCUGCCGUAUAAAUGUACAGUUUGCGAGUAUCGAGCCAGGUGGCCAUCUGAGAUCUCCCAGCACAUGAAGAACCAUUCUAAUGAGAAGCCAUUCCAUUGCCCACGCUGUAGCUACAAGAGCAAGUGGAAGUGGGAUGUUGUUAAACACCUUCGUCGAUGCGGGGGCGGGACUGUGCAUGAUGUCAUCGACACAACCAAGGUCAAGAAGAUGGCUCCACCCAAUGUUAUGGUUAUGCCCGCCUCUUCUGGCCACCAGCAGCAAAGUCCAUCAAUGAAUUCUCACUCAAUGAAGAAGCCAAGUCCAAACCAGCCAGUCUUCCCAACAUACAGCAUGAAUCUGCCCAUAUCUCUACCAUCUUCAGUCAGCAAGAGCCUUGCAGCAAACUUUAGCAUGGUCAAGAAUGGCCUGGACAAUAGAGAGAAUAUGGACAUCGAUGGCAAUAACAGGUCGGCCUUCCGCAGUCUCACCUCUCCCAGUAUUCAUGGCUGCCCUGAGUGUCCAUUUGUUGGCAACAGUCCAACAGAACUGAAGCGCCACGCCUUGCUUCACUCCGAGGCGAAGCCAUUUAGCUGCCACACAUGUGGUUAUAGCACACGCUGGAAAUGUGACCUAAAAAAGCAUAUGAAGAAUUACGGCCAUGCCAAUACCACAAUAACACUUGACAGUGGUGACGAUGAGAUGGAAAACAACCAUGACGAAUUCACAGAGAUGUCCGAUUUAGACAGUGAUGAGGACCAGUCCACCCUAUACAUGUGUCCUCAAUGCCCAUACAAUUCAUACAAGAAAAAGGCGUAUGAGCAUCACCUCAAAAUCCACGGCGGAUGGAACAGUAUGAAUGAUGAUACCCCUGAUAAGAUGUCAAAGCAGAAAGAAAGUUCUUCCAAGUAUAAGUGCUCUAAAUGCAGUUUUCAUGGCAAUGACUUGUCGUCAUUCCUCCAGCACAAGCGAUCUCACCAGGCUGAAGAAAAUGAAGCUCAAGACAGGAGCGUUACACCAGUCAGUGAUGUUUCAAACAGAACUAUUCAGUUGAAACAUCGCAGAAAGCCAGUGAAGCAGUUGAAAUGUAGCCAGUGUCCCUAUGUCUGUUUCAAACAAGCCAGUCUAGACAUUCACGAUGCCAUGCAUAUCAUCCGAGGCUCAGAGACCUGUCUGUGUCUUUAUUGCACUUAUAAUGUGUUCAACAAGUCCCUGCUCUUGAAGCAUAUGAGACUACAUCCAGAGUACAACCCAGCUGAGUGUUCCGAAGCUGAGGGCAAGGUCACUGCUGCUGAACUGAUGGAGAUGGAAGACCUCGAAGAAAAGGAGAUCAACGGUGAUGAUUCUGAAAGCUCUGACGAGAAUAACUUUGGUGACUCUCAGAAUGAAGAUGACAUCCUGGAUUUCUCAGCAAAUGCUUCACGAACAUCUACACCCGUCAGUUUACCUAAUGGUAGUGGUAACGGUAAGCAACAACCUUCACCUACCAAUAACAAUUCCAUCCUCAGCAACAUGAAUAACAAUGAGAAGACUAGUCCCAGUUCAGGCAUGAAUCUGCCCUGUGAGUGGUGUUCAGCAACAUUCCCGAAUGUGGUUGCACUUUAUCACCACAGUCAGAGCUUGCACCCGAACCAGUUGCAAGCCCAAGAGGCUGGUGAUGUCGCAGCCCGACAGGCUCCCAGCAAGGAGUCCCCGCUGGAACAGAUUGUAAGGGAGAGGCAGCGGGAGUACCAGGUGUACCAUCAGUUUAUGGCCCGUCAACAGCCCCAGAUUGCCCUCCAGAUCCAGAGCCAGCUGCAGUCUGGAGCCCAGGGCUCUUCUGAUCUCCUCCGCAAGCUGGUCCCCCUCGCCCCCAAGCCCCAGACGUCCACCACACAAAGCCCUGGAGGACAGACGCAGCCACUGGAUGUCAACAUUCCGAUGGAUGUCUCGAGCCAAGGUGAGCAGCUUUCACCUAAUCAACUAGCAGCUCUUCGAGCAAGAAAAAGUGUCAGUCUUCAGAAGAAAGCUAGAUCAUUUCAAUGUACAAAAUGCACAUUUACAGCUCCAAAUGCAGUCACUUAUCUUCGUCAUAUUGAACGCCAUGGUAGCAACUGUAAACAUACCUGUCUUUACUGUGAUUACAGCAUAGAUCGCCUGAACCUGUUGUACCAGCACAUGAAGGGAACGCACCCAUCCAAGUGGUCUGGCACUACCGAGGAGAAGAUCAGUCUGAGUGUAAACGCAGAGGACGGCAACAAUAACUUCAUUGAGGAAGCUGAGGACAAUGCUGCAGAAGAUCCGGACGCUGAUGCCAGUGCAGAAUAUCUCAAUGGCAGAGAGGCUGCUAUCACUGAAGGUGGCGCACUGUUCGAUUUCCAGACACAAGGGCUCAAGCCGACCUUGGUGUUACUAGAUGAGACCACUUGGAGAGGUGUGCAAAUUCAGGUGUGUAGUCUCGAUGGUAGGAGACAUUUCAAGUGCCUUAAGUGUAUGUACAUAAAUUCAAAUGCAGCAAACACUGCCAACCAUUCCCAGCAGCAUGGACUGAAUCGAAAAUUUAAGUGUCACCAAUGUGACUACAGUGUGGACAACCCAAAGCACAUGCAGCAUCAUUUGGAGAGCAUUCACCCACGUGAGCCCAACUUUUCAAUGGUGAAUCCCCAGCGAAAUACGGUUCUUGUUGAUGAUUUCCCAGAAGAAAUAAACAACAAAAGUGAGUCAGGCAAGACUUCUACCAAGCAAAGCAUAGAAACAAGUCCCUAUCCUCUGCAUUCCUGCCCCAAAUGUCCAUACAAGACUACAGAGAAUGCCAAACUGCAGAUACACAUUGAGCGGCAUUCUGGUCAGGGCCGAUAUGAAUGCCAGCUGUGCGAUUAUGCUGUCGAUGAGUAUUCACAUCUCCGUCAUCACGCCAGGCUUCACAACAAGCUUUUAUUGUCACCAGGUCAGUUGGUCGAUUCUUCACACUCUGGAAGUAUGUAUUCUUAUGAAGAUCAGGAAUUUGCUAAAAGAUGGAGCGCUAACAACCCCAUUGAAAAGGCAUCCAGAAACGAGGUGUGUUUUAAAUGUAGACGUUGUCCAUAUUUCACUACCAAGAAAGCUGCCAUUCUAAAGCAUCGUCUACAUCAUAUUAACAAAGGUCCAUUUGCCUGCCAGAAAUGUUCCUUCAGUACAAACCUCACAAUUCAGCUUGAAGAGCAUGUUAAAUGCCAUGAAAACAUUCAACAGCCUCAGCCAGGAAAUUCUAUUGAGUUUCUGCUCGAUCCAUUUAGUGAGAUGUACAAAGUACUGGAGAAAUUCCCUGAUGAUUUAGAUGCACCUGAAUUUGAAGGAGAAGACAAUAUGGAUGAAAUGGAAGAACUGAUGGAUGAUGAAAGCUUGGAAGAUGACGUUGAAGCAGCUAUGAUGGAAGAAGAAUUAAGGGAAACGAUAAGGUCAGAUGGGGAUGUUAGAUCAGGCGUUGAAAGGAAUCUUAACAAUGAUGGUUCCUUCGACAAUGAGCUUCAGUUCCGAAACUACAAGUGUCAAGACUGUCCCUACAGCAGUAACAGCAAUUCUGAGUACACAAAACAUUUACGACUUCACGGUGGCGAUAAGAAAUUCAAAUGCGACUACUGCACAUACAGUCUGGAUCGCGUUAAUCUCAUCUCUCAACAUCGGAAACUGCAUUUCCAAGAAAAGGAUUUUGAAACAGCACCGUUGAUGUCAAAACUACUAAAUAAUUGUCAUGAAGAGUUUACAGCAAUGUUUGCCAAGGUUGGCAAUGAGAUUGCCUAUCCACCCGCAGAAAGUAACUCAAAGGUUGAUGACAAUUUGGAUUUGUAUAUGUACCAAAAGCUUGGUGAUGAGAAGAAUAGGUACGCCUGUAACAAGUGCCCCUACCGAUGUCAGGCCUUGAAGAGUUUCAAGUGUCACAUGCAAAUGCAUGGGCUAAACAGGAAGUACCGAUGUGACUACUGCGACUGGAGUGCAGAGAGACUCAAUCUCAUGAUUCAGCACCGCAGGGUUCAUUCAGGGGAGAAGGGCUUCCACGCAACACUGGGAGAGAUUAACUUCCUUAACCGGGAAUUCGUACUUGAAGGUGACAGUAAUGCUGAAUCUGUUGUUGGUGUGGCUCUGGCUGAUUAUCCGGAAGCACCAGUCAUGAUGUGUGAUCCAAAGUCUUCACCAAAAAAAAAUGAGCUGGGGCAGAAAAUAUACUACUGCAAGCUUUGUCCAUUCAACUCAGAAAAUUUGAAUACUUUUUCAUAUCAUAAACGACUGCAUUGUCUUCAGGCAAAGUACAGCUGCUCUGAAUGCUCAUUCAGCAUUGACAACAUUACCUCAUUAAAGGAGCAUAUCAGUCUUCACAAGAAAGAACGAGAACUUAUCUUGGCUUCCAUCAAUGAAGGGGGAAAUAAAUUGAGGUGUCCCAAGUGUCCAUACAACACGUCAAACAAAAAUCUUCUUGUCAGUCACACCGCGAUGCAUGCCUCUGGCAGAAAACAUGAAUGUAGCGAGUGUGACUUUAGUACUGACAAUUCAGCUCUUCUGACACUUCAUUUGAAGGUGCACAAGGGAGGUUACUCUGAAAAAGACUCGUUAGAGGAAGUGGAAUUACUCAUGAAGCAAGGUCCAGAUGUAAUCGGUCCCCAGUUUUAUCUGUCCAGCGCUGGUUCCCUGGAUUUGGACAGCGAAUGCAGCAACAGUUCUGAUCCAGAUCACAAGUGCGAUAAAUGUCCGUACAGUACGCCAUCAAAAGACGAACUCGGGAGUCACAACCUUGGUCAUGACUCUAGCAGCAAGCAUUCCUGCAUGUACUGUACCUUCAGCUGUGCGAAAGACGACGAUCUUUUAACUCACGUGCAGGUUCACUUCCCCUGCACUGCUGUGGACAAGGAACUUUUGCGAUCUUUAAAACGACAAAGCUACAAACGAAACAUCAUGAAAGAACUUUCCAAUAAUGAUGACAAAACAAACAAAAGUGAAAACAUCGGGGAUGAAGAACCAGAUUCCACAACUGUUAAUGAAACAUUGAGCACUGAGGUUGAGAACGUUGGGGAAGUCGUAAAAACCACCGAGGGUCGUGACAUCGAGAAAACAAAGGUUUAUGUGUGCCAGUACUGCGAACGGGAAUAUGAUGACAAGGCUAGCAUGCUGCAGCAUGAGAAACACCAUCUCGUGGGGUCAAAAUUUUAGAUCAAACAUUCUACCAGUUCGUAGAAAUAUUUAGACUAUAAAUAGACAAAAUAAGCUUUUAUGAUAAUUCUGAUUAAUUACCGAUUGAUGGUUAGUUUUAUAUCAUAAUAUUUUUAUGUUGUUAAAAGACUAGUGCUACUGAUUUUAACAAAACACAUAGUGCUUUGAGUAAAUUGAGGAAAAUGAGCAAAUAACAGAGUUUUAAAGGUCUCUGAAAACUGUGAUAAAAUAUAUAUGUUAGGGGACCUAUGUCCAACAUCUUCCAAGUGAAAUCAGGGACCAGUAUAUAAAAGGGGCCAUACAAUGUUUAUUCUUGUAAAUGUUGUGUAACUGUAUAUCAUUCCAUUGAUUUUGUAUAAGCGUUCACAAUAAUUUUAUACACACUUUUUGAACAAGUCUUCCAUUUUGGAAAAAAAUGUGUUCAAUUCUAUUUGUGCCUUAAAAUAUUUACAUUUGUUGUAAGAACUCGUUUUGUAAAAUGACGUUUUUAUUGAACAAAUUAAAAAGUAACAAUUUGAAAGUAUUUUGACAUUUUACCAUUAGUAUAGGUUUUGACUUUGUAUUUUAACUAAGGAUACAACUGUUUUAUUUAUCAUAUUAUAAUGAUUGUUGUAUAUUUUGAAUGUAACUGUGUAUAUAGUUAAUAAUGUCAGAAAACAUAUUCAAUAAUUAAACUAUGACCAUAUCAUGAUUAUUAUGUACAAAUAUUUAAAAAGUGCAAUUUUUCAUAAUACUGUUUCUCUAGUGAACAACCGAUGUGUUCUGUAGCUACACAUGUAGCUACACAUGUUGUGUAGUUUGUAUUUUUUGUUUACAUAAAUUAUAUGAUGUGUAAAGAUAAUAAUGUUAUAUUGAAUAAAUGAUAGGAUUUCGUUCAGUAUGUAUUAUUUUUUAUUUUUUCUUGGCAUUUUAAGAAAAAUGUGCAAUUAACUGUGUUGUAAAUAUUGAAUGAAUGUUUUUAAAUUGACUCGUUCACGUCUUAUGGGGUUAGAUGUUUCAAAACAAAAUCGUCCUUUAAAUAAUAAACAUCAAAAGUUUAAUAAGAGCUUUAUUGUUAAAAUCUAUUUCAAAAUAUGAGGGAAAAAAGUCUAUUUUGCCAAAAAGUGUUUGUAUGGCUAUUGAAAUUUGAAUGAAUUUAGACAAAAAAAUGCAAAUAUCUAUUCAAAUGAGUGUUUGUUACUUGGGGGUUGGUGUUCGUUCAUAUAAGUUUGUGAAUAAGGAAUUUAAACAAAUUUCAACAUAUUCUGUCAAAGAGUCAGUUUAAAACCUUCUUCAAAUGGAUAGCUAUAAGUGUACUUUAGUUAGGUAAAAUGUUUUGCCAAAAUUGGACCAAAUUGUGGAAAAAAACUAAAUUAAAAGUUAAAAAAAGACAUUGUACAAAAUGAAAUUCUCUUGAAUUUUUUUUUAUUUUUUUAAAUUAGAUGAAACUUAUAGGUCAAUUCCUGAAUAUAAAAAAAAAUUUGAUAUGAUUUAGAUUUUUUCUGGAGAGUGGUCCAAAUACGGAACAUAGAAAUCAUUGUCUUCCAUGAUUUGUACAGAAAAAUGUAUAUACAUGUACAUACAUAUAUCUUCCAUAUAUUUAGUUGCUAGUAGAUUAUUGAAUAAUGUCUGAAUGUAAGCUAUUAUCUAUUGCGCAUAUAGGAAUUAUUAUCCUCAAAGGAAAUACCGUUACUUAAUAAGAAAUGAAACUAACAUUAAUUGAAAAAAACAUUGGAAAUAUUCCAAUGAAACACAUGUUGCCUAAUACCAUACCCACAUGCAUAGCAAGGCCCAUAAUACUUGCUUUAGUAUUUGUUGAGUUUAGCCCCUCUAUUACCGAAAUUACUCAUCUACUCAAUAAAUUAAAAACUUGGGCUAGUAAAUAAGGAAGUAAAAUUUAUUUUUAAAUCAAUAAAAAAUCUUUUAAGUACACGAGAAGUAUAGAUUUAUUUAUUUGUUUCUAAAUAAGAUUUAUUAAUUUGUUUUUAAAUAGCUAAGUGACCUUUAGGGGAUGUGACACAUUUGUUUAUGUUUUAGUUAAAAUAUUUCCUAGUAACUGCCUGAAGCAUUAUUUAAAUUACAUUGCCCUUUGAAACUUACCUAAGUAACGGUGUCUGGUAGUAUGUUGCUUCAUUAGUUCACAUGAAAGUAGCUUCGAUAAUGUCAUGUAAUGAUUUCUGGAUAAGCAAAAUUGAUGUAAUAAUUUGAGACAUGUUGUCUUCUUACAUUUCAGUCAUGCAGUCUUGCCGAAACUGUUGCGCAUAUUUGAUUUUGCAUUUUUCAUGGUAAUUUGCCAUUUGAGGCAUUAACUAUUUGCCCUAACUGGCAAAUAGACAUGAAAAGAGCCAAAUACCAUAAUAGUCUUUUGGUGUUUUUUUAAGAACUGUGUCAGUUAUAAACCCUAUAUAUUCGGCUGUUUAAGCCUUAUGCAUACAAAACAUUCCAAUAUGAGGCCUUUGAGAACAACUUCGUUGUUCUGUUUAUCGCCUUAACUGUUUUUUGUGUGUUUUUUUUUUAUAAUUAUUGUCAUCACAUACUAUGUCUGUUCCAUUGUUUAUAGUUAAAAAUUGUUACAAUGCACAUUUUCACCUCAGAAUGGAGUACAUUGUUGGACUUUGUAACGGUGCUGUGGACCUACAAAGAAAUAAACUGUUGUCUGUUUAUAUUUUCUUUAUACAUAUAUAUAUUACCAUGUUAUAUACUGAUAAUUGAGUUUAUGAUCAAGAUUAUUAUUUUGAAUUACUAAGAUAAGUCGAUUAUAAGUAUCCUAGUACAAUUAAUUCAAAUUUUUUGGGGAAAUAAUUAUUCGAUAUAAUUUUUUUUUGGAAAUUUAUAAAGUCUUAAGUUUUUUGGCUCUUUUUGGUUGCUUUUUAAUGAGACAUUUCAGUUCCCUUACACAAAUUCUGUUUCGACUUUUUGCUUCUAAAACAAAUUAUGAACAGUGAAUAAAAUAUAUUUAAAAUUUUGUUUCAUAACUUCCUCAUUUAUUGCAUUAACUUUGUAGAAUAUUUAACUAGUCUUAAUUUUUCCUUUCAUUUAUGUUUCUUGUACAGUUCGACUUAUUAUGUUUCGUUUUAUUUGCAAGUUUCAAAAUGACAUGAGAUUUGUUUUGACUUGCGAUCACUUUCAUAUAUCUAUGCAAUAUUAUACCAAUUGUCAAUAAUAAAAAUAAUAUGUC
This is a messenger RNA of Mya arenaria, 11555 nucleotides long. RefSeq lists its product as uncharacterized. Bases 437 to 8398 code for a protein of 2653 amino acids. The transcript is spliced from 2 exons. Lineage: Eukaryota; Metazoa; Mollusca; Bivalvia; Myida; Myidae. Gene Ontology annotation, biological process: regulation of transcription by RNA polymerase II. The record is from RefSeq and is a predicted model, not a curated record. Gene Ontology annotation, molecular function: RNA polymerase II transcription regulatory region sequence-specific DNA binding; DNA-binding transcription factor activity, RNA polymerase II-specific.